AUGAAUGUGAAUAUUCUAAUAAUUCUUUUGGAUAUUCUUUUUAUUCUAGAGCCUGUUACAGGCAAUGGGGAUGGCCAAAUGCCCAAAGAGAAACAAGUCAAUAGUACUUCCCAGCAGGGAGACGAGGAUCUAGUGAAGGACUUGCCUGGUCAGCCUAAGGUUGGUUUCAGACACUAUGCUGGCUAUGUAAACGUCAACCAACAAAAUGGAAGAUCGCUCUUCUACUGGUUCUAUGAGGCCUCAACCUUACCAGAAAAUAAACCUUUGGUUCUUUGGCUCAAUGGAGGGCCUGGAUGCUCUUCUGUGGGAUAUGGAGCAACACAAGAGAUAGGACCCUUUAUUGUGGACGCAGAUGGCCACACUCUUAAAUUUAACACUUAUGCAUGGAAUCAAGAAGCAAACAUGUUGUUCUUGGAAUCUCCUGUUGGUGUCGGUUUUUCAUAUUCAAACACCACUGCUGAUUAUAAAAAACUUGGAGAUGACUUCACAGCGAACGACACUUAUGUUUUUCUGCACAAUUGGUUUCUCAAAUUUCCAUCGUAUAGAAAACGAACCUUUUACAUGGCCGGGGAAAGCUAUGCUGGUAAAUAUAUUCCCGAGCUGGCUGAUUUAAUUCUCAACAAGAACACCAAUUCCUCUCUAUUCAUCGAUCUCAAGGGUAUCUUGCUUGGAAAUCCUGAAACGUCUGAGAUCGAGGACUGGAAGGGACAGAUCGAUUACGCGUGGAGCCACGCAGUGGUGUCGGAUGAGACCCACAAAACUAUACAAGACAAUUGCGUUUACAAAAGAAACGGCCCGGAGGGUAAUGAGCAAUGCAAAAAAGCUGUUGAUGAAGUUUUCAACCAAUACGAUAAAAUAGACAUCUACAGUCUCUACACACCAAAAUGCCCUUCGCUGGCCAGCACUUACGUGUUCAACAACAACUCUAAAAUGAUGCCUAGGAUCUUGGGCGGCUACGAUCCUUGUCUGGACAAUUACGCUACCAAAUAUUACAACAGAGCAGACGUCCAGAGGGCACUCCAUGUUAGCAGCGAUGGCAUCCAUGUAAAGAACUGGACCAUAUGCAACAUGGAAAUAUUCAACAAGUGGGGGGAUUCAAAGGAAUCUGUUCUCCCUAUAUACACAAGGCUUAUUAAGUCCGGGAUGAGAAUAUGGGUUUACAGCGGAGACGCAGACGGGAGGGUCCCUGUGUUAUCGACAAGAUAUAGCUUAAACACUUUAAAACUUCCAAUUGUCAAAUCAUGGAGCCCUUGGUAUCACCAGAAGCAGGUUGUUGGUUGGCUUCAAGAAUACAAAGGGCUGACUUUCGCGACUUUUAGAGGAGCUGGGCACGCAGUACCCCUCUUCAAACCGGCAGAGUCUCUAGCCUUCUUCUCAUCCUUCAUUCGGGGAGACUUGCCUCCUUUAAAGCAAUAGAUCAAUGAAGU
This is a messenger RNA of Impatiens glandulifera, 1427 nucleotides long. RefSeq names its product serine carboxypeptidase-like 31. The record is from RefSeq and is a predicted model, not a curated record. Gene Ontology annotation, molecular function: serine-type carboxypeptidase activity. The transcript is spliced from 11 exons. Gene Ontology annotation, cellular component: vacuole. Gene Ontology annotation, biological process: proteolysis. NCBI's taxonomy places the organism in Eukaryota, Viridiplantae, Streptophyta, Magnoliopsida, Ericales, Balsaminaceae. Bases 1 to 1416 code for a protein of 471 amino acids.